CGCAUUGGUUCUGAUGAAGAGACACAUGUUAUGAAAUAUUGAAGAAGGAACAAUAUGCUUCGAAAUUGUUUUUAUAAGAGACAGUUCCUGGGAUUGAGGUCAUUAUUGCGCCCCUACUGCGAGACCAGUGCACCGCCAUCAGAAGCAGAGCAGCGGUUGAUAGGCAUACUGAAGGAGAAGUUUCCAACUGCUUCUCAUGUGGAAGUCUCGGAUAUUUCUGGAGGCUGCGGAGCUAUGUAUGAGAUCCUGAUUGAGGCAGAUUCAUUCCAAGGAAAGCGAAAAGUAGCACAACAUAAAAUGGUUACUGAGGCACUAAAAGAACAGAUAAAGGAUAUGCAUGGUUUACGCAUCACAACAAAAGUUCCUGAUGUUUCAUAGCAGUUACGGAGAGUUUUAUUUUAACAGCUAUUAUCAAUACAGUGUGUGAUGGGGAGCAAGGUGACAUGUCUCACUCCCGACAAUUCAAGGAUAUAACAACCCUUUUUUAUCUCGGUGUAGAAAGAUCUCCAUAAGGAAAAAAAACUGCUGUCUAUCAUUAAGCCUCAGGAAUGCUUUGUCUAAUCGUGUGAAAAUCUGUCGGAUAUUUAAUCUUUAGAAUAACAAAAAUAUGAUACAUGUAUCUAGGACUUUGUCUGGAGAGAAAUAUUGGCCUUGUUUUAAUUUAUUGUAUAGCUGAUACAGUUAGUAAAAAUCAGAGAUAGAUCCACAUUUGUGUAUAUUGAGAUAGAUAUAUAAAUUCCUGAUCUCUGAUGGGAAUAUCAUUAUUUUAUUCCCAAAUGUUGUUCAUCUAGAAAUGGUUUAAAUUUUUUUGGAUUAAAGAUUAGAUCCGUGAUUUUUAACAAA
This is a messenger RNA of Ylistrum balloti, 843 nucleotides long. RefSeq names its product bolA-like protein 3. The record is from RefSeq and is a predicted model, not a curated record. Lineage: Eukaryota; Metazoa; Mollusca; Bivalvia; Pectinida; Pectinidae. The coding region runs from base 55 to 378 and encodes 107 amino acids. The transcript has 4 exons.